AAGCCCUUCGUUUGUCUAGAUUCAAACUUUAAAACAAAAAUCGUUAUGCGACAAAAAAUAUUUAUGUUAUUAUUUUUCCUUUUUGGAAUCGCUAAUCAUGUGAAUUCGAGAACAGUGGUGAACAAUUUUACGGUUUCGAGUGAUUUUAUUCAAGAUUUAUUCAUUAAUGAAAUUGAAAAGAAUUUGGAUCUAUCUGAUAUUGUUGGAUCCAUUGGAUCGGAUAUUUUAAAUGCACAAAAAUGUAUAGUUGAAUUGAAAGAAAUAGUCAACCAGUUUCCAAGCUUAAAAGUUGCACGAUUUCUUGAUUCAUGGGGUAAAUUACCAUCUGGAAUUUUGUACGGUCAUUUCACUGAUCUCGGAAACUAUGACCAAUGUGUCAGGACAUCGGUAAUAUUAAAAGAAGGAAAUCAACCCACAAAAGGACAAUAUUGUUUUGCAUCAUUUCCAAUAUUAUCCCUCAUCCAAACAACGCCCAAAGAAGAUUUGAAAAAUGUUCGAGAUCUUUCAUUGAAUAGUGCACUAGGCGAUGCGUUGAAAAGUUUACUAUCAAUCAAACUAGGAAUUUGUAUUCCUGAUAGUUGUGACGCAAAGUUGAUAACUAGUAUUUUCCAAAAGGCAGCUGAAAAUGUUCUGGGAGGUGCUUUAGCUGGUGGCGCAAUUUCAAACUGUUCGGUUGCCAAGAAACCUGACUUUGAAGCUUUGGAUAUUUUUGCUAUAGUAUUCUUUUCUUUGAUUGGGGUCUUGCUUAUUGCCAGUACAGCCUACGACUGGUAUACUGAAUAUUUUGAAAUACAACCAAUAGAACUUUUGCUAGCAUUCUCGGUUAUUACCAACAGCCGGAAGGUGUUUAUGAUCAAUACCAAGAAGUCGCCAAAUUCGAUUGAUUGCUUGACUGGAAUAAGAGUGUUAUCAAUGGUUUGGGUCUUGCAUUGUCACAAUUUAAUGUUCUGUUCGUCAAUGGAUAUUAUCAAUCUGGUUGAUUUCUUCAGUUGGAUUAAAUUGUUCUGGUCAAUGACAACAGUCAUGGGAACUGUUUCUGUUGAUUCAUUCUUCUUCUUGAGUGGAUUACUAAUUGCAUGGACAUGCUUCAGAGAAAUGGACAAAACAAAAGGAAAACUUAACGUGAUAUUGAUGUGGGUUCAUCGCUACAUACGCCUCACACCACCUUUAGCAGUUGUGAUUUUAUUUUACUUAACUAUCAAUAAAUAUAUCGGAGAUGGACCGUAUAGAGAAGACUCAAUAACAAGGCAUUUUCAAUGCAAAGAAACUUGGUGGUCAACAUUACUUUAUGUACAAAACUACGUGAGCUCAAAAAAUAUGUGCGUCUUACAAUCCUGGUAUUUAGCAAUAGACACUCAGUUGUACUUCCUGGCACCAAUUGUUCUCAUUCCAAUUUGGAGAUGGGGUAAGAAAUGCAUACCCGUGAUGGUGGUGCUAGUAUUAAUAGCAAUUGGAUGCGUUUUUGCUGAAAUGUACGCUGGAGAUUAUAAGACUCUUUUCGGGUUUGGUGAAGCAGGACGGACAGCUAAUGUCUACUACCCAACUCACAUAAGAUUUCCUCCAUGGCUUGUCGGAAUUGGUCUUGGAUAUAUAAUGCAUCUGUAUAGAAACCGUUCAAUUCAUCUUCCUGUGAUGUACCAAAUUCUUGGUUGGGUUUUGAGUCUUGGAACUCUAUUGGCUAUAGUUUUUGCCCCUCACUUUAGCCUAAAGUCGUCUUAUACAGUCAGUGUUUUUCAUGCAGCAAUUUAUGAAGGACUGAAACGUGUUUCUUGGAGUAUAGCUUUAGCAUGGAUAGUUUUUGCUUGUCACUUUGGUUUCGGUAGUAAAGUUAACUCAAUUUUAUCCCAUCCAUACUGGCAGCCUCUUGGACGUUUAACAUAUUGCAUGUAUUUAGUGCACGUAGGUGUCCUUACAAUAAAUUUUGGUAUAUCACGAACGGAUGUCUAUAUCUCAGACUAUUCAUUGAUGCUCUGGUUUUGGAGUAAUUUUGGAAUCUCUGUUCUAGUGGCAAUUGUAUUAUCGUUAUCUUUUGAAAGUCCAGUGCUGGUCAUUGAGAAAGCAAUUUUUGGUACGAAAAAACCCAAAGAUGAAUUCCGCAAAACUGUAUUGCCAAUCACAACUCCAGACCUGAGGGCCUAGACUGAAUUUUGUAUAUUAUAUUUAAUAAUUAAUUUAUUUAUUUCGUUGCAUAAAAUCAUAUUAUAGAAAAAGCUAUCAUAAGAAAAUAAUAUUUAACAAUUACCUGUGUAUAUUAAAAUUUCUAAAUUAAGAAUAAAAUCUAAUAAAAUUGAAAA
Episyrphus balteatus (marmalade hoverfly) is the source of this 2294-nucleotide messenger RNA. RefSeq names its product nose resistant to fluoxetine protein 6-like. The coding region runs from base 46 to 2139 and encodes 697 amino acids. The record is from RefSeq and is a predicted model, not a curated record. Gene Ontology annotation, molecular function: acyltransferase activity, transferring groups other than amino-acyl groups. Lineage: Eukaryota; Metazoa; Arthropoda; Insecta; Diptera; Syrphidae. The transcript is spliced from 10 exons.